UUAGUAAAAGAGAGGACCAGUUUUGUAAAAUUGAAAACAUUAAAAUCUAAGACCACAGAAAAUAGAAAUGUGAUCAAUACAUUUUUUAUAAUAAUUAUUAUAAGUUUUAAUCUGAAAAUCAUUAUGAUAUUAUUUUGUUACCUUUGAUGUCAUAUUAUUAAUUUAUUACGAUUUUCUAAAAUGGAUGGAGAUAAGUCGUCGGAUCAUAUAUUGAUACUGAAUAGAAUCGAUUGUGCAAAUGUUUUCAAAUCUCCUUUAAAGGCUACCCAAAGAAUAAGGUAUACAAGUUUUGACGUUUCACAAAACUUUAUAAUAUUUGGUGCUUCAAGUGGAGGUUUAUACGUAUUUCAAAGACAACCAUGCGAAUUCAUUCAAUUACUGCCCAACAAAGAAGGUUCAGUUACUCAAGUAUUAUUAUCGAAAGACGAAGAACUAAUAGGUUUUGGAACUCAAAAAGGCAUUGUGUGCAUUUUACAAAGGAAUGAUAACGGAAUAGGCGCAAAGAUGUUAAAUAAGUCAACUGAGCAUUUAGGACAUGAAAUUACUGCUAUGGAAUGGACUUCGAAAAAUCAAUUAUAUUUUGGGGACAACAGUGGCAAAGUUACGUCGAUUUGUGUUUCUCUGUUUGUCCGUAAAGCUAUAUUCCAAACUCCUCCGUACACCAUGAUACAAUUAGAUUCAAAAGUAGUACAAAUGAACAGUUCGGAUGACUUGUUGGUAGUAUCCACGUUAACACGGUGUUAUGUUUGUGACAUUGUUAAGGAACAGUAUAAACAAAUUGGACAAAAACCCAGAGACGGCGAUUACGGCUGUUGUAUAGUCGAAUGGAAGGAGAAAAAAAUAUUUUCAGCGAGGCCGGGCUCAAGAAUUUGGGAAGUGGAAAUAAACGGUACUGUACAAAGUACUCAUCAACUUAAAUAUUGUUUAGCUAUACCACCAACUCUUAACGUUCAUGACUCUAUGACAAUUGAUUUUUCGAGGGUUUCUAGUGAAAAUUGGCCACCUCAAUCAUUAAAUUUCAAGAAACUCUGUGAUAUUUGGAACAAUUGUAUUCUUACGUUUACAUCAAAUAGUAUAUUUAUAAUUAACAUGUUAACCAUUAACAUUGUUUUAUGGUAUGACGGUUACAGUAAUAUACAAAAUUUAAAGUGUGUUGAUAAUUGCAUAUACGUUUUAUCUUCUAACGGUGAACUGAUUGUUGAUAAGAUUAUUCGUCUUGAAGAUUUUUUAAUCAGUUGUUAUGAAUCUGAAUGUUAUAAUACAUGUAUAGAUUUAAUAGAACAUUAUUAUCCUAGAAUAUUAAAAACCAACCGUAUAAUUGAUAAUUUAUACCCACUCGUUGAAAUUGAUCAGAAAAUAAAUUUACCAAGCAAUACGAAAACUGUGAUAUCAAAAAUAAAGCGAAUUAAUUAUCUGAAACAGAAGUUCUCGAUAUCACCUUCAGGUAUUUACACAUUGAAAAAAAAUGUUUACGUCAAAAAACCUUAUAAGUUAUUGAAAAGUAAUAGUUUAAUAAUGACAAUCAAAUCAAAGACAUCAAAAACCUUGCCGCGUUCCAAGUCAUUACCAAAUAUAUCAUUCAAUUUAGAAAAAAUAACAAAGUGUCAACAAUCUCAACCUGUUAACUAUUCUAGUACCGAGGAAAGGUUUAGCAUAAAUCAAAUGUACAUGGAAAUGAAUGUUCCAGGAAUGCCUUUUGUUUCACUGGCUACGUCCGACGUCUUCCACGAUACGCUCAUGGAACUUGGAUCAAAUGUAACCAAUAAAAUUGUUCAGAGUAGUAAGACACUUAAAGACACUAUAAAUAGUUUAACCACUUCUAAUAAAAAUAAUUUGGUACCGUACGAAGUAAAUGAUGCUACAAUUUAUUCCGAACCUAUACCAAUGAAUGAGAAUGAAGUGGACGUUACUAGUUAUAAAUUAGAUCUUGAGCAUAGGGAAAAACUAAAUAUAUUUCCUAUUCUGAGCGUGUGCAAAAAAUUGCAGACCGGUCAAGAACUAGACAUAGAAUGCUUACAAAGUCUGGUCGACGGGGUGCUGGAGGUAAAAACAAGUUUGGAAAAUGUUUUACAAGCGAAACAAUUAAAUUUCCCAUUUAAACAAUAUUUAAAAGAAAAACAUUUUAACACUCUUAAAAAAGCGGUGAAUGAUAGUUUCGAAAAACAAUUAGUAGCCAAAUGGGCCAAUACCUAUGUCAAAGAUACUCUGAGUGUUGAUUUAUAUGACUAUCCUGAAUUUUUAACUCACUAUAUGACGGAAGAAGAUUUCAAAAUAGAUAUUAAGCUUAGUACAUUCAUCACACUGUUUGCAGGCAUUUUGGAAGUCGAUAAUCUGUUAGAGUUUUUACUAAAAAACAAAUUGAAAUGCUCUUACACUAUAUUCAGUAAGAUCCUGAAGCUGAAUUCUAAUAACGCCUGCAAAAUAGAAAUACCACUUCUAAUGUACUUGAACUCUAUGUACGUGUUUUUGAAACUAGAUCAAAUUGAAUCUUUCUGUACGCUUGGGUAUGAGAAAAACAUCAAACCACUAUUUGUAUUUUAUUUACUAAUGAAAUUUUCUGCACAUCUGAAGUCGGAUAUAUUAAACAAAUGCAAUACAAUAUUUUUAUAUUAUUUAUCUGAUCUGGACAAGAAUGUAUUUGAUGAUUGUAACAUACUAUAUUAUACUAUUUAUAGUUUUAUUGUUACGAGUAAUAACAAAAGCCCGUUGUGUAAAUGUGGUUUUCCAUUAAGUAAUGAAAAUGGUAAAUUUAAAAAACUUGGCAAAAUGAUUGUUGAAUAUUUAUCGACAGCAAAUAUUGAUUUUGAUCAAUUAAAUAAAAUAUUUGCCAAGUUAGUAAAUGAAAAUUUAACCAUGAACUGUUUAGAAGAUGUGAUAAAAUGUUUUUGUAAAGAAGUACCACACCUAUGGCCAAUAGUAUUAGAGUCGGAUUUUAGGCUGCAUAGCCCAAAGUAUUCAAAGGUUAUUUUGUCGAUUCAUUUAAACUCAAUUGAUCAACUAGAGUUGCAUCUUAACAAUAAGAGUGAAGAAUUAUUUGAUAAAAUGUUCACAUUGAAUUAUUACUUUAAAAAUGGAGUGUGUUUAAGUUGUGGUUCUGUGGGAGAAAAAAAUAAAGGAAUUUCUUGGACUGACUUAGCCGGCUUGGCUUUGAAACAUUUAGACAUGGAAAUAGUAAGAAAUUUACUUACGAAACACAAAAAGAAAAUACCACUUGGAGAUAUUGAUACUUGGUUUUAUCAAAGCUAUGUUUUAAUGUCAUUAGUGGACGCCCGUUUAAAAACUUCAGUGGUUGAGACAGUGAAAAGCAAUAAUAACAUUUCAGCCAUUGGAACAAAGAAUUGUAAAAUUGUUAUGGCAGCUUUGGAAGAAGAUAAAGGUGCAAAUUUGAAAUAUGAAGAUUUAUGUACUAAAAAAUCGCAUUGGGGCGCAAGGAUAGACUUGAAAAAUGAUUUUUGUAUUUGGUGUUCAUUGCCGUUGAACUCGGACCCCUUAAUACGAGGGAAAAAUAAUGGUUUAGUGCUAUUCAAAUGUGGACAUUCGUUUCAUACAGUCUGUAUACGACAUCAAACGAACGUUGUGCAAUGUGUAGUGUGCCAACGAAAAUAAGCAUUUGGGUCAUAUUAUGUGAUCAACACGUGCUAUAUAGCUAUGAAGUAUUUAAUACUAGUUGAGUGUUUCAUAUCAAUCUUGGUCAACAAAUAGGUAAUUUAAAAGACUUGAUAGCUUUAGAGUUUUUAAAUUGUUUACGUUUUAGUGUAAAUUAUCCGAAUUUUUUUAAUAAAAGUUAUUAAUACUGUUGUUUGAAA
Messenger RNA from Adelges cooleyi (spruce gall adelgid), 3806 nucleotides. RefSeq lists its product as uncharacterized. Gene Ontology annotation, biological process: developmental pigmentation. The record is from RefSeq and is a predicted model, not a curated record. The transcript has 6 exons. Bases 181 to 3606 code for a protein of 1141 amino acids. Gene Ontology annotation, cellular component: cytoplasm. Gene Ontology annotation, molecular function: protein binding. Lineage: Eukaryota; Metazoa; Arthropoda; Insecta; Hemiptera; Adelgidae.